GAGUAAAUUUGGCUAAAGAGUAUGGAAUAAGUGAACAAUCAGUAUUUGAUAUUCUCAAACACUCUGAGUACUGGUUAGCUAAACGUCAAAGAAAGCCUGAUAAUUCUGAACUUGAAGAGGUGAUGUCUAUUUGGGUUGAGCAAGCAAUUAAAAAUGAACUUACUCUUACUGGUCAUCUUCUUCAAGCCAAGGCUAAGGAAUUCGCUAAUAAAUUUGAAAUUACCGGAUUUAAUGCAUCUGAUGGAGAAGCUGGUAGUAUGCUUUUGGAAGAUGUUUUAAAAUUUCGUCUAGAAUUUCAAGAUGUUCUUCGAAAUUAUGAGCCUAGAGAUAUAUUUAACUGUGAUGAAACAGCACUUUUUUGGCAACUUGAGCCAAGCAAGACACUCGCAUAUGGACCAGUUUUAGGAAAAAAAAAAACAAAGAAUAGAGUUACAGUUAUGAUUACUUGUAAUUCUACUGGUGAUGAAAAAUUACCACUUCUCUUUAUUCACAAAUACAAAACUCCACGUGUUCUUCGUGGUAUUGAAAAAUCUACUCUUCUAGUCUGUCAAAUGAGAUUUGCUCAACGAAACAUUAUUUUACUUCUUGAUAAUGCUUCGUCACACAAUUCAAAAAAUAUUCAAGACUUAUCAAAUAUUUGUAUACACUUUUUACCACCAAAUACAACAUCUUGUUUUCAACCUAUUGAUCAAGAAAUUGCUUAUGAUACGAUUACUGAAGACAAUCUGGUUCCUCCUGAUAUUACAUUAUAUGAUGCAAUUAAUUUUGUAGCUCAAGCAUGGAAAAAUGUUACUUCAAAAACUGAAUUGGAAGCCUCUGCAUCUGAAGAAGCCGAAUUAAAAGCAGAGAUUAUUAAUCUUAUUAAAUAUUUACCAAUUGAUGAUCCCUUAGAUGUACAAGAAUAUAUCGAGAUUGAUAAUUAUAUGAACAUCGAAGAAGACUUAACUAUAAAUGAAAUUGUUGAUAUAGUUAAUGGACAAAAUGAGAGUGAAUCAGAAAAAGAACAAGAAGAAAUGGUUAAAAUUGGGGAUACAAUCGUAGGACUUGAUAACUUGAUAAAAUAUGUUUAG
Racocetra persica is the source of this 1070-nucleotide messenger RNA. The record is from the annotation of a GenBank genome assembly. NCBI's taxonomy places the organism in Eukaryota, Fungi, Glomeromycota, Glomeromycetes, Diversisporales, Gigasporaceae.